Pygocentrus nattereri (red-bellied piranha) is the source of this 2201-nucleotide messenger RNA. Its product is annotated as coiled-coil domain-containing protein 74A. Lineage: Eukaryota; Metazoa; Chordata; Actinopteri; Characiformes; Serrasalmidae. The transcript has 7 exons. The coding region runs from base 653 to 1522 and encodes 289 amino acids. The record is from RefSeq and is a predicted model, not a curated record.
AAAUGCACUGAGUUGCGGCCGUGUGAUUGGCUGAUUAGCCAUUUGUGUCAAGUAACUGAACAGUGAGUGUAUAUAGAUAGACAUAUCUCUACGCUGCUCUCCGAUUAUCAAGGAGGGGGUGCUGCAGACCCUCAGCAUCUCCGCUUCUCGCCUCCCUGCAGCCCUUCGUGUGCGGGUUGACUGUUGCCAUAGCAACGCUUGAGCCACUGCGAGAAGCCGCUGUGUUAGCGGUUUCGUUCGUUUACAGGCUCUUGGUUCGGUUCUGUUUAAAAUGCAGUGUGCGCUUGCUGGGUACGAGUUAAUGCCGUCAGCCUGUACUGCGGUCGUCGAGGUGUGUUCCGCAAGGAUACUAGGAUAGGCUUAUACAGGUACCGUCUCUGCUCAGCUAGCUUAGCCUAACAGCCCAUUUAAAGCAGCAGACGCUGACGUUAGUUAGCCGGUUAGGUUAGCACCGUUGGGUCUGCACACAUUAACGUUGUAACGCUGUCGACUGUCCAAACAAGCUGUUUUCUACUUUAAAGUUGUAUAAAAUGUGCUCCACAGAACCUCUUUUAGGGCAGGCACGGCUACAUGCAUCUGUGAAGCAUGUGAAGGGUAGAGCUGAAAGCAGAGGCAGUUAUUUCGUCGUUUAGGUUUCCAGUAACGCUUCAUUAUGAGUAACGCUAUGUCCACCGGCAGCCUUCCACCUCUGCGGAAUCUGCCCAGCUGGAGCCGGGUGGGGAUACUGGACAGGGCCCGUUACCCACGACCCUUCCCCUCUGACUGUGCGCAUGAAGGCCCUGCUUCGGACAGGGACGGCCAAAAGAUAAGCCAGAGCAAGGCAGUGAUGGAUGGGGCACGUGUGGCCUCUCUGGAGAAAGAUAUCCUGUUCCUCCAGCAAACACAUAAAAGCACACUGGAGAAACUGCAUGAAGAAAUCGAAAGCCUGAAACGCGCCAACAAAGAGUUACAGUAUCGGCUGAUCAUGGAUUCGCAUCCUCGUCCUCCAAGAGAUUCCAGUGCUGGAGGUUUACAUGGAAAGCACUCUCAGACUGGGUUUAUCAGCUCUCAAGAAAAGCUAGACACUGCAAAAUAUGACGUAGAACAAUAUGGGGGCAUCAUCACAUCUUUGCUUCCUCUGAAGAUCCACAGUGGCCAGUCUAGGCCUCCACGCACCCCAACUCUGCAGGAGUGUGAGGCCAUCAUCCAACAGCUCUAUAACACCAACACCUUACAGUCUCGGGAGCUGUUGAGACUGAAGGCUAUGCUUAACGACGCUGUCCUGAACAAAAAGAAAAUAUCAUCAGAAGUGUCCAUUCUAACAAAGGCAUACACUUCUGGUAGCACCAGCGGAGAAUUGGAGCACUUUCCAAAACUACCUCUUAGGCCUUUGCCAAAAAUACAACAGCCCAGCCAGGCGUCUGUGAGAGAGAGGGUGAUUCUACCAGCCAUCAGGCCGAGUUUGCGCAGCAGCAUGACGGAAAGGCAGAAACGAGCCCAGGACGUGCACAAAACACGACUCAGAAGAGCGGUCAAUUCUUAACUGUGAAGUUACAGUAAAUAUUUUGCUGCACCUGUUCUCUUUUUUAUGAAUUAUGUGAUCUCUUGCACUGUGCCAUCAUUCAGAAUUCAGCGGUUUUCCACUUCUCAGAGUGUAGAUAAUGACACUUUUGGUGUUGAAGGCAGUGGGAUGUCUGUGCCUUAAAUGAAAUGGAAUGAUGUGAGUAGACGUCUCUUUGGUUUGUUUGCCCUCUAAGCCAUAGUAAAUGACCCUUGACAUCUUAGCUGCUAAAUCCAGUUUAUUAGGUCUUUAAGUCACUAAAUACAGCAGGAGGCCACACUGAUGGGCUUAUGUUUUGACAGACUUGUAAUUGCAAAAAUCACUGUGAGCCUGAAAUGUUGUCUAAUGCCCUGGACUGUGAACAAGCCUCAGAGUGGGUUGGUGAUUUAAUCUAUUAGCUGUAAAUGCUUUAACUAUAACCUACAAAAGGACAGACCUGAAUUUGAAUUUACAUAGAGCAACUUUUUCCUGCCAUGUAGAAGAGGGGAAAUUCUGGAUGUGGAAAAGAAGUGCGCUUGCACCCUCCAACUUGGCCCAAUCUCAAAACCCUGAAGAGUUACUUUAAGGCCACUCAUUAUGAUAAAAGACUUAAGACAAAUUGAAUGUAGAUUUGAUUAGAUUGAUGGUUAACAACUGUGGAAAUAAACAAGAUACAAUUGAA